Alosa sapidissima (American shad) is the source of this 2379-nucleotide messenger RNA. It is a transcript of the gene tnfaip2b, whose product is annotated as tumor necrosis factor, alpha-induced protein 2b. Gene Ontology annotation, biological process: exocytosis; exocyst localization. Gene Ontology annotation, molecular function: SNARE binding. The transcript has 11 exons. The coding region runs from base 66 to 1949 and encodes 627 amino acids. Gene Ontology annotation, cellular component: exocyst. The record is from RefSeq and is a predicted model, not a curated record. NCBI's taxonomy places the organism in Eukaryota, Metazoa, Chordata, Actinopteri, Clupeiformes, Clupeidae.
CUCAUUUCUCUGAUUGCAGUUGUGUGUAAAAGACUGUAGUCUGGAGUGUGAGCUCGUUCUCAGGCAUGGCGUUCCUUCAGUCCCAGAGCCACGUCGCGCAGGCGUUCUCAGCGGUCAAGGCGAAGGUGGCCAGAUGCAAGAACGUCCUCAGAGGGAGACCGUUAGCCGAGUCCGCACAACCUCCGGAGCCCUCCGACGCGCUCGGCGGUGAAGUCCCACAGGUCCCCACUUUUGAAGAUAAUCUUCAGAGGCGUUGCUUCUCCGAGGCCAGCCGGCAGCUGAUAGGUCGAGAGGACUGUCUGUUUGGGAUUGGCCAAUGGAAGCAGGAUGAGGAGGCGGAACUUAAGCAGGACUAUGAGAAUCUUUGGGAGGGGAUUGAGCAGACAAUCAGGAAAUCCCUCCAACCUCUAGACCAAUCAGAGCAGGGCGCUCUGAAGGAGGCGGUGCUAGCCAUCCAACAGGAGGAGGAGCAGGACAUGAGGUGGGAGGAGUCUGAGGAGCAGAAGCGCCCUGAUUGGAGGCCGCGGCGCUUCAGAUACGCCCAUGACAGCCUAUUGGAGGAGAUGGUGACAGAGCGCAUGCAAGAGGCGGAGCCUUACCCAGGGGGCGGGUCAUCUGUGGAGAGCGAGCUGAUUGGCCUGGGCCGGCGAAUCAAGCUGGACAUGCUGCAGGUGGCGCGGCAGGUGAGGGGCUGUUACCCGGGCAACGUGGGCGUGUGCCAAGUUUACAUCCGCUUCUACCACCAGGCCUUCAGAGCCCGCCUGACGGAACUCAGCGAGUUUGGCCUUGACCAACCGGACUGCACACACCUGCUGAGCUGGACCAAUCAGCAUUACCCGAGUAUUCUCCAGGAGCCAGAGCUGGCCUCUGAGGUGAACAUUAAACUGCUGGAGCCGCUGCUGCCUGCAGACGUACUGAGAUCUCUGGAGGAACAGUACUUAGAACACAGGGAGACCGAGCUGAAGAAAUGCGUACAGAAUGCUCUGCAGAUGGCGGAGCAAGCCUGGAGGGGCGGAGCCACACAGAUGAUUGACGGCUGCUACUUUAGUCCUCUGGCAAUUGACAUCAUACAGUGUGUGGAUGGCAAUCUGAAGUCUUGCCAGGCUGUGCUAGGUGAUGACCUCACACACACACACACACACAAGCUGCUGGCAACCCUGACACUCUUCUUCCGCAGUUAUCAGGACUUCCUGGAGAAGGUGAUGAAGCAGAGUGGAGCCCACAGCAGACCCGUUGUCAUGGCGAAUCUCACCUGCCUCCGGCAGUUCAGGGAGUUUGUAACUGGAGAAGCUUCCUUCCCCAAGGAUGUCCGUACUAGCUGCGUUUCCCUAGUAACCAAUAUGAGAGAUGGCUGCCACGCCCACUUAACCAGCAUCAUUCAUCAGAACCUCAAGGAGAGCUACCGUAAGCUGUGGAGUCAUAACUGGCUCCAGAACAGUGAGAGAGUGUGUGAGCAGCUCCAGGGUGGACUCAACACACACUUACAGGACCUGACAGCCCUGGACUACACCAGCAGACAGGAGCUACUGGGCGUGCUCCAUGAGGAGGUGUUGCUGGAGUACGUGCGGAGGAUGAUGAAGAGGAAGAUCAAACUGAAGGACAAACAGCAGCAGGAGCAGGCAGCAAGAGCACUGUGCUCGGACAACCAGGACAUACAAACAGUCUUCAUCCAGGCCGGUUCUACAGAAGGCUGGAUUAGCAGGGUCCUGCCUGAACUAGCAGAGCUGCUGAAGAUUCAAGAUCCUGACACCAUCCACCUGCAACUCCUCACCCUGACCAGAGAACUACCUGAUAUCAGUGUCAGUCAUGUCUCUGCUCUCUUGCAGCUGCGGUGUGGCCUGUCGGAUAGAGACUGUAAGAAGAUCAAGAAGACCUUCACUGAACUGAGUGCACAGGACAAACACACACACUCACACACACGCCAGUUUUUCAGCAAAGUCAAACUUUAAUGAGUUCAUACACACACACUAGGCUGACCGCACAUCCCGAAAAAUUCAGGACUGUCCCGAAAUCCAAGCAGCUGUCCCGAUUCCCGAAUCCUUCCCUAAUUAUGCUAGAGUAUCGAGUAGUUAUCGGCUGAUAGAACAUUCAUUAUGCUAGAACAGCGUGGCUGAUGGAACAUUAAUUAUGCUACAGCAGAGUAUCGAGUAUUGAGUAGUUAUCGGCUAAUGGAACAUUAAUUAUGCUAGAUUAUCGAGUAUCGAGUAGUUAUUGGCUGAUAGAACAUUAAUUAUGCUAGAGCAGCGUAUAGAGUAUUUAUCAGCUGAUAGAACAUUGAUUAUGCUAGAGUAUCGAGUAGUUAUCGGCUGAUAGAACAUUGAUUAUGCUCGAGUAUCGAGUAGUUAUCGGUUGAUAGAACAUUGUAUCGAGUAGUUAUCG